AUGGGUAUCAAAGGCCUGUACCCGAUCAUCAAGGAAAACUGCCCCGAUGCAGUGAAGGAGGGAGAGAUCAAGACACAGUUCGGCCGCAAAGUCGCCAUCGAUGCCUCCAUGUCCCUCUACUCGUUCCUCGUCGCCGUACGCAGCGGCGGCGAGCAGCUCAUGUCAGACACCGGCGAAACGACCUCACAUUUGAUGGGCAUGUUCUACCGCACACUACGCAUCGUCGACAAUGGCAUCAAGCCCGUCUACGUCUUCGACGGCGCCCCACCAAAGCUCAAGUCCGGAGAGCUCGCCAAACGAUUCCAGCGCAAGUCAGAGGCACAAGAGUCGCACGAGGAGGCCAAAGAGACGGGAACAGCAGAGGACGUGGAGAAGUUCAGUAGGCGGACAGUGAGGGUCACUCGGGAGCACAAUGCAGAGGCUCAGCGCUUGCUGAAGCUCAUGGGUAUUCCAUACAUCAUCGCACCUACCGAAGCAGAGGCACAGUGUGCGGUACUGGCUCGAGGAGGAAAAGUCUUCGCUGCUGCGUCAGAAGAUAUGGACACCCUCACAUUCGCCUCACCUGUUCUCGUGCGAAAACUCACAUUCGCCGAACAGCGCAAGGAGCCAGUGCAAGAGAUCCACCUCGAUCGUGUGCUGGAGGGACUGGAGAUGGAUCAGACGCAAUUCAUCGACUUCUGUAUUCUUCUUGGCUGCGACUACCUCGAUCCCGUCAAAGGCAUCGGUCCGAAGAGUGCACUGGCGCUGAUCAAGGAGCACAAGACGUUGGAGAACGUGGUCGUAUACAUUGAGAAGUCGGGCAAGUACACACUCCCAGAAGACUGGCCAUACCAAGACGCACGCCAGCUGUUCCUCGAGCCGGACGUCCGCCAAGCUGAUGAGCCAGAGUGCGAGUUCAAGUGGGAGGCGCCUGAUGUCGACGGACUGGUCAAGUUCUUGGUCGAGGAGAAGGGCUUCUCCGAGGACCGAGUCCGCAGCGGCGCGUCUCGGCUGCAGAAGAAUCUCAAGUCCGGGCAGCAGUCUCGUCUGGAAGGCUUCUUCAAGGUGCAGGAGAAGACGGAUGAGCAGAAAGCCAGCCUCAAGCGCAAGAAUGAGGAGAAGGUCGAGGCGGCAAAGAAGCAGAAGAAGGCAGAGGCAAAAGCAAAGAAGGACGCCAAGUCCAAGCCAAAGAUGAAUUCGUGA
Zymoseptoria tritici IPO323 is the source of this 1182-nucleotide messenger RNA. RefSeq lists its product as uncharacterized. Lineage: Eukaryota; Fungi; Ascomycota; Dothideomycetes; Mycosphaerellales; Mycosphaerellaceae. The transcript has 2 exons. Gene Ontology annotation, cellular component: nucleus; cytoplasm. Gene Ontology annotation, molecular function: 5'-3' exonuclease activity; 5'-flap endonuclease activity; DNA binding. The record is from RefSeq and is a predicted model, not a curated record. The coding region runs from base 1 to 1182 and encodes 393 amino acids.